Ramularia collo-cygni is the source of this 1437-nucleotide messenger RNA. RefSeq lists its product as uncharacterized. Gene Ontology annotation, cellular component: cytoplasm. Gene Ontology annotation, biological process: G protein-coupled receptor signaling pathway. NCBI's taxonomy places the organism in Eukaryota, Fungi, Ascomycota, Dothideomycetes, Mycosphaerellales, Mycosphaerellaceae. The transcript has 4 exons. The record is from RefSeq and is a predicted model, not a curated record. Gene Ontology annotation, molecular function: G-protein alpha-subunit binding; guanyl-nucleotide exchange factor activity. Bases 1 to 1437 code for a protein of 478 amino acids.
AUGGCCACGCAAGCUCAAAACACCUCGCCAAGUGCCGGCCUUGUGGAAGUCGAUCGUCUCCUGGCCGAGCUGGACAGGAACCUUGUUGACGCCAAGCUCUCUCUCAAGAAGCAGGAAGAGCUUCUAGCCCGGGUGAAGAUUCUGGGUCGUAACCAGGAUACCGCAGGCCCUAUUUUCUUGGAACGGGGCAUUUCCGUUCUUUCGAAAUAUGGUUUUGAUCAGACGGCUUCCGUGGAGGCAUCUCGGGAAGCUCUGAGAUGUCUGGCAAAUGCAUUUCUCCUGUUUGAGCCCUCUCGCCAGAUCUUUGUCGACCUCGAUUACGCCCGCAAGGCAGCCGAACGGCUGAACACUGACAGUCCGGACGAUGAAUUCCUAAUCUCGAGAAUCCUUUUCUACCUGACCUAUAACCCAAAUGUCGACUUCAAGCUGUUGGUCAGUGCCCAUUCUCUGACAGAGAGUAUCAACCAAAAUAUACUUCGGCAUGCCAGGAGUUGUUCCACUACUGGMAGGAAGGAGUCGGUCAAAUCACCCAUGCAAGACAUGGCAAUGGUGGAGACUGCAAAGUUGAUGUUCAAUCUGACCGCCUUCUAUCCGGAGACGGUCCCCAAGUUCACAUCCUCUGUUGAACCACUGAUCGACAUCAUAAUUCACCACGAUCUUCAGUUACAGCCAUUACAACCGCCAAUCACCUCCAUUAUUAACGCUUUGCUGAAUCUGGAUCUGAAAGCGAUCGAGGAGAGAACGCCAUUGGACGGGAAAUCUCGUUCCAGUCUCGAUCUUCCCUAUUCCGAGCCAGCAUCUGUGGUGGAACGCUUUGUGAAAAUAUUCGACGCCGCAUUACGGAAUCAGCCAGAGAAAGAUCUCGAGCUGACAGCAGCACCACUGUGCACAAUACUGCGGAGACUGUACGAACUUGGAUCACCACAAAUGCAAUUGUCAAUGCGACGCCUUCUACUUCCCACAGCCGAGGACCGCGACAAGCCCUUGGGACAGGGCCAAACGUUCCCGUCACGUCUCUUGCGACUUUCAACUUCGCCCUCUGUUCCGACUCUCCGCGAGAACAUAUCGGGCUUGCUGUUCGAGCUCAGCGACAAAGAUGCUACCAAGUUCAUAAAGGACAUCGGAUAUGGCUUUGCCUCUGGGUUUCUAAUGAGCCAUAACAUCGCAGUACCAAGCAGUKCAAUGGAUACGAACAGCGCUCCGGGUGGCGGCGAUGUGGACGCAUAUGUUGACAUCAACCCGAUUACUGGUCAGAGGCUCAGCGCAGAAAAUCGUGAUUCGUUCGUCGCAGAGGAUAUGACAGAGGAGGAGAAAGAACGCGAGGCUGAAAAACUAUUCGUUCUGUUCGAACGUCUCAGAGCUACGGGUGUCGUGGACGUCAAGAACCCUGUCCAACAGGCCAUAGAUGACGGCAGGUUCGAAGAGCUUGACGGUUGA